This is a messenger RNA of Sorghum bicolor (sorghum), 849 nucleotides long. RefSeq lists its product as uncharacterized. Lineage: Eukaryota; Viridiplantae; Streptophyta; Magnoliopsida; Poales; Poaceae. The record is from RefSeq and is a predicted model, not a curated record. The transcript has a single exon. Bases 156 to 674 code for a protein of 172 amino acids.
UUUUUUAAAAAAAAAUCUCCGGAAGCUAUUUAUUUGUGGACAUACGCGCCACAGUCACAUCAACAUCCACAUAGCAGCGUGGAACUCCCUGGAAGCCUGGAACCAAUUAAUCAACACUGCCACCUCGCCGCCGCCGUGCUAGACCUGCUGCGCUGAUGAUGGCCACCACCCCGGAAGCGUCCCGCCGACGCCGUGGCGGCACAAGCCCGUACAUGCCCGUCGCGGCACACGAGCUCCAGAGGCAGAUGUCCAUGCCGGCCGCCUUCGCGGCCACCUUCGCGUCAUGCGGCUCCGGAGGCGGCCACAUGAGCAGCGACGGCGACAACGACAGCGACGGCGAGCUCCGCGGGCGCGCGGCCCGGCCAGGAGCAGGCGGCGUGGUCCGCGCGCUGCGGGCGUGGAUCGCGAGGGGCAGCAGGAGGAAGGCGGCCGUCAUGAGCAGGAGCGGGUCGUCGGUGAAGGAGCAGCAGCAGUACGGGCACGAGGAGUACGCGCAGAACUUCGACGAUGGCGGCGCGGCGGCGGAGCCCGAGAACCUGUCGCGGUCCUUCUCCGCGCGGUACGCAAGGCAAGCGCCGUGGGACGACGGCGGGGCUCGCCGGCGUGGAAUGAAACCAGCUCUUUUUCGCCUAAACGCUCCGACUCCGACCAUCACUGCUCCACCGGCGCCAUAGACACAUGGUCUCAAGUGAUCGACAGACAGGGGCGCGCUCUGAAUUUGGGCGGUGCCAUGAACUCAGUCAAUUUCAGUGUAGCGACUAGUCAUUAGUGAGACACUUGGGCCUUGUUUAGGCCUUGUUUAGUUCACCCUGAAAAUCAAAAAGUUUUCAAGAUUCUCCGUCACAUCGA